Molecule: messenger RNA, 630 nt
Organism: Cokeromyces recurvatus
Lineage: Eukaryota; Fungi; Mucoromycota; Mucoromycetes; Mucorales; Mucoraceae
Exons: 5
Coding region: 1-630 (209 amino acids)
Molecular function (GO): peroxiredoxin activity
Source: RefSeq, a predicted model, not a curated record
AUGUCCUAUUUCCAAAUUUUAGAAAAUCUUGAACAUGAUGAACAAAACAUUCUUAAUGAUGUUUGGUAUAUAAUAGCUGCAGUAGUUAUAAGUUCAGUGAACAAGCCAAACGACAUUCAAAUUGUUUAUCAAGUUAUUUCUGAUAAAAUCGAUAAAAUGAAUCAUUUAUCAAAAGAAGAAAAGAAUCAACUUUUUGCUAAAAUUAUAUUAAGAUUAAGGGAAGCUAUACUUAAGAGUUUUGUUAUUAUUGGGUUUCCAAAGACAAUAAAUACACUACAACAAUUAGCUAAUAUUACCCCUGAUAAUAUAAAGACAUUGCUACCUACAAAGCCAAUCAGACAUACAGAUAAAGUGCUUAAAAAUAUGUAUAAUACACAUCCUGACUUGGCACAAACAGCAUUAAAUCAAUUAUAUGGACCUAUAUUAAGUGAAACUUCUAUCUUAAACGCUAAGGAUACAAGUUUAAUAACUGUAGCAGGAUUAAUGAUUCAAGAUAUACCACUUCAACUUGUAGGUCAUAGUCAUGGAGCUAUUCAUAAUGGAGCAAGCAAAGAUGAUUUAAUGAGAGUUGAAGCCAUUGUUUCUAUUUUAGCGGACUAUUAUCAAUGCUAUUCAAUCGCUAAAUUAUAA